Syzygium oleosum is the source of this 826-nucleotide messenger RNA. Its product is annotated as peptidyl-prolyl cis-trans isomerase-like. The transcript has a single exon. Lineage: Eukaryota; Viridiplantae; Streptophyta; Magnoliopsida; Myrtales; Myrtaceae. Gene Ontology annotation, biological process: protein folding; protein peptidyl-prolyl isomerization. The record is from RefSeq and is a predicted model, not a curated record. Gene Ontology annotation, molecular function: peptidyl-prolyl cis-trans isomerase activity. Bases 97 to 615 code for a protein of 172 amino acids.
UCCCCAUUUCCCCAGAAAACCCUAAUAUUUUCUCGCUCAGAAUUUUCCCGAGAAAAAACCAGGAACCAGCCAAGAGAGAGAAGAAGAAAAGGGCUGAUGGGGAACCCGAAGGUGUUCUUCGACAUGACGAUCGGCGGCCAGCCGGCGGGCCGGAUCGUGAUGGAGCUCUACGCCGACGUGGUGCCGCGCACGGCGGAGAACUUCCGCGCGCUCUGCACCGGCGAGAAGGGCGCCGGCCGCUCCGGGAAGCCGCUCCACUACAAGGGGUCGUCCUUCCACCGGGUGAUCCCGGGGUUCAUGUGCCAGGGCGGGGACUUCACCGCCGGGAACGGGACCGGCGGCGAGUCGAUCUACGGCUCCAAGUUCGCGGACGAGAACUUCGUGAAGAAGCACACCGGCCCGGGGAUCCUGUCCAUGGCGAACGCCGGCCCGGGGACCAACGGCUCCCAGUUCUUCAUCUGCACCGCCAAGACCGAGUGGCUCGACGGCAAGCACGUCGUGUUCGGGCAGAUCGUGGAGGGGAUGGACGUGGUGAAGGCCGUGGAGAAGGUGGGGUCCAGCUCCGGCCGGUGCUCGAAGCCCGUCGUCGUCGCCGACUGCGGCCAGCUCUCCUAGAUCGGCCGGGCGGCCCGUCAUCGGUCGCCGGGUCCCCCCUUCGGCGUCGCCGAUGAAUCUAUGUGGUGUCUUUGUUAAGGGUUUCUUGUUUUUCGGCUUUUAGCUUGUGUGGGGGUUUGUUCGGCCAAUCUGGUUAUGGUCGCUCUCGAUCGUUCGGUGGUGUUUGUGCGUCGUUAACUGCUGAAAAAAUAAGAUAUGAGCUUUUCCUGAA